This is a messenger RNA of Teleopsis dalmanni, 975 nucleotides long. RefSeq lists its product as uncharacterized. The transcript has a single exon. The coding region runs from base 1 to 975 and encodes 324 amino acids. Lineage: Eukaryota; Metazoa; Arthropoda; Insecta; Diptera; Diopsidae. The record is from RefSeq and is a predicted model, not a curated record.
AUGUCAUCGACCGAGCAAAUAAUUCUAGCCACUGCAUUGGUUUUAGUGAAGGACUCAUCGGGAAGUUAUCAAGUGGGUAGAACCUUAGUUGAUUCAUGCUCUCAGGUCAACUUCAUAACGGAGGAGUUUUCAAAGAAGCUUAGUUUAUCAAAACAUAAACAUCGGCAGCAUGUUUCCAGUAUUGGUAGUUCGUUGACCAAUAUGAAGUAUCAGACGCUUACAUCAAUCAAAUCUCGUCAUUCAAAUCUUGAACUUGCUUUAAACUUUGGUAUUACGAAUCACAUCGCAUAUCAACCAAGUUCUGAAAUCGAUAUAUCAUCGUGGAAGGUUCCACUAAAUACACCUCUCGCCGAUGAGCAAUUCUUUAAAUCCAACCGCGUUGACCUUUUGCUUGGAGCUGAAAGUUUCUUUGACAUUUUGUCUGUCGGUCAAAUCAAACUAGGUGAAAAUCUUCCAGUACUUCAAAAAACACUAUUAGGAUGGAUCGUAUCUGGCAAGUACAAUGGUCAGCCAUUUGCAUCACCAGCAGCAAAAUGCCUAUUAUCAUUUGAAGAUACAGUUUCCGAUCAAUUAGAAAUGAUGUGGAAGAUAAAGGAAGUGCAACCGGCUUCAAAGUUAGGUCACCAGCACAUGUUGCAUGUGAGUCAUUAUACCGUGAAACGGUCCACCAAAAUGCGACGGGAAGUCGUUUGGUUACCAUUUAAAGAUUCGCCAGAUUGUCUUGGUUUGAUACACAAUAUCGCCUUACGCCGUUUUUGUUCUGUAGAACGGCCCUUGUCAUCUAAUCGUGCACUGAAGCAAGACUAUCAAGGAUUCAUGAAACAAUAUCGAGAGCUCGGACACAUGACGCGUGUUGAGAUUCCGACAACCAACGAACCACAUUAUUAUAUUCCUCAUCAUUGUGUUUUAAAACCGUCGAGCACAUUGACCAAGCUGAGGGUGGUUUUUGAUGCGUCAUGUCGCAACGCUCAUUAA